This is a messenger RNA of Galleria mellonella (greater wax moth), 2306 nucleotides long. RefSeq names its product multiple C2 and transmembrane domain-containing protein-like. NCBI's taxonomy places the organism in Eukaryota, Metazoa, Arthropoda, Insecta, Lepidoptera, Pyralidae. Gene Ontology annotation, molecular function: calcium ion binding. The coding region runs from base 76 to 1908 and encodes 610 amino acids. Gene Ontology annotation, biological process: regulation of neurotransmitter secretion. The record is from RefSeq and is a predicted model, not a curated record. Gene Ontology annotation, cellular component: synaptic vesicle membrane. The transcript has 14 exons.
ACUUCAAUUGAAAUUUAAUUAAGACGUUGAGUGUGUGUUUGAAAUGUUAAAAUAAAGUGAAAUAAUUGUUUAGACAUGGGAAGUGAAAAUAAUAAUCAUGCUGAGCUGCCUCGUCGUUCUAUAGAUUCCAAUGCUAGUAGUAGUGCUAGCAGUGCAGUGGUGCUUCGAAAAAAGAAUAGUUUCUCUAGUCUAUGGCGUGGCAGCAAGAAAAAAAGGUCACUAUUAGAAUCUAUACCAUCUACAGAAAAUCUUGAUACUACUUCGAUCGGCACAAAUUAUACGAUCGAUAAAACAACAGGCAAAAAGUAUAUCAAAGGCACAGUUGUAACAGUAGUGUUAGUAGAAGCUAAAGAUCUUCCAAACACGCCUGAUGAUGGCUCCACUCAUGGACUCUUUUGCAGGAUCAGGUUGGGGUCAAAAACAUUGAUAUCGAAGGUAUCAACAAGUAUCAACCACCCGGAAUGGAAAGAACGAUUCGAAUUACAAUUAAGUGAGGAUCACCUUCUGAGGAUUUCAUUAUGGGAUAAAGGAAAACAAAAGAAUUUUAUGGGCAGAUGUGUUUUAGAUCUGUUACAUCUUGAAAAGGAUCGUACACAUGAGUUUUGGCAACAGUUGGAUGACGGUUAUGGUUCAGUACAUUUCUCGGUGACGCUGUGUGACACUCGUAAGAGCAUCCCACCCUCUACUAAUGACGUAAUAACUAAUGACGUCAUCGAAAAAUAUGCAAUUCAUAACUUAACCAAUGAUUGGAAUGAAGUUGGACAGCUUCAUGUGAAAGUCAUAGGGGCGAAAGGAUUUAAUGCCAAUCUUAAUGCGUAUUGCACAUUGGAACUUGAUAAUCAAAGGGUCCAAACGCACAGUGUUCGUGUUUUCAAUGAUCAAUAUUCUUGGGACAGAAGCUAUGUUUUCAAUGUCUACGAUAUCACAUCAAGUUUAGAUCUUAAAGUAUAUGAUGAUUCUAUAUUAAAUUCGAUACGAAGUGAUAGUUUGGGACGAGUUUCUAUCCCGUUGUUGAGAAUAAGCAACAAAACGCCGCGAUGGUAUGCUUUGAAAGAUAAAUCUAAAAAGAAUGCUGCUAAAGGAAAUUGUCCUAGACUUCUGUUAGAAAUGUCUGUUUAUUGGAAUCCGGUGAAAGCUGCAGUCAAGAUGUUUCGGCCAAAGGAGGUGAAAUACCUCAAAAAACCUCCCAAGUUCGAUGUCAUCCUUGUUCACAGCAAUUUGGAAUUCAUAAGAGAUACAUUUGAAGCCUUGUAUCAAGCCAAUGAGCAGUUCAAGCAUUUAUUUGAAUGGGAAAACCAGGAAUUGUCUUUUAUCGCUUUGGUCAUAUGGAUAUGGUUCUGGUAUUGCUUCAGAAUGUGGACGACGCCACUUUUAUUGUUGAUACCUUUUAUAUAUAGUUGGCUCUCUCAACGAAAUAAGAACCAAAUGCGUUCUAGGACUGUUAACAAGAACGAUAGCGAUCGAUCGAUAACAGUAAGCGAUGUGAGCGACAAUGAAAAGCUAGACUUUAAGACUAUGGCUGGAAAAAUGCAGGGACUACCAGAAAUGACGCUUUACAUAACGAAAUGUGUGGAGUACAUGGUUUGUUUAUCGGAAAGAAUACAAAAUUUGGCGACAUUCCAAGUGCCAUUUUUAAGUUAUUUGGGGAUGUUGUUUUUAGUCAUCGCAUCCAUUGGACUUUAUCUUAUACCCUUCAACUACAUGAUGAUUGGUUUGGGUAUUUACAAGUUUACUAGGAAGUAUAUGGAUCCAGAACGGACACCUAAUAAUGAUAUACUUGACUUUAUUUCGAGGAUACCUGAUAACGAACAAUUGAGACAAUGGAAGGAAUUAAAUGUUCCGGAACCGUUACAAACAAAUCACAUUGUAAAUAAACCACCUAUAGCUAGAUCAUUUAGCACAUUGUGAAAAUUAUCUACCUGAUAUGAAAGAUAUAUUUAUUGAAAGUGUAGGUUUAAAGUGAUGCAAAAGGUCGAUGUAUGCAAAUGGCUCAGGAUCAUACUUUUUAACGAAAUAUGAAGAAAGAAAACGAUAUUUCAUUAGGGAACUGAUAGUUACCAAUUUAUGUUUCUAAUAUUUAGAAAACAUCCUAAAAACAAGAAAGAUUAAUUAUACGAAAAUGUAAUAUUGUUUUUAUUUAGAUUAUAAAUAAAAUCAUGUUUAUUUUUUUAUUUUUGGAGAGGGUAUCUGGAUAACAUUUUUUUUUCUUUAUAUUACCUGGUUUUUGUUUCAAAUAUGAAUGUAUAAUAGAGCUUCCACAGGCAACCAAAUAACUUUGAAGUGAAUAAUAAAAAGCGAUAUUAAAA